UGAAAAUUCACAUCAUUGAAGAUAUCUUCUUCCUCUUUCCUUUGCUCUUCUACCCGUAUAUAUGUUUAACCUUUAAUCUGCGCAUUGUCACAUCAAAAAGUGUAAUCACUGGAGGGAGUUAUAUAAGAUGGAAUCCAUACUAUCAUUAGCCAGCAAGCUGUGGCAGUCCCUCACAUUCUGGAAAGCCGUCGCAAUCGGCUUCGCAUUGCUGAACCUCAAAACCCUGCCUUUCGUGUGGCAUAUCCGCGUCUACCGCUACUUCUUCCAAAAUGGCUACCUCAUGACCCCCGCCGUCGAGCAAUCGCCAAAGCCCAGCGGCGACCUCAUAAAACCAAAAAGCAUCUUCACCCGCGCCCCAAUCAUGGAAAUCGACAUGAACAUGCAUAAGUCCAACUCGACGUACUUCUCCGACCUGGACGUCUCCCGAACAGCCCUCAUGAGUUCCCUGGUAAUGAAGGGCUCCGCAUUCCUCGAGAAGCGCCUCCAGAAGCAGGGCAAGCGCGGCCCGCUCCACUUCGUUCUUGGCGGUGUCUACACGAGCUUCAAGCGCGAGAUUCCGGCGUACAUGAAGUAUGAGGUUCAGUCGCAUAUUGCCUCCUAUGAUGAGAAGUGGAUAUAUAUUGUCACGUACUUCUUGCAGCCGCGCAAGGGAAAGAAGGCGUCGGCGGAUACGGACGAGGUACGAAGGAAGAGGCUGCUUGCUGUUUCGAUUAGCAAGUAUGUGCUCAAGAAGGGGAGGUAUACUGUUCCUCCUCAUGAUGCGUUUGAGGCGGCUGGGUAUAGGCCUUUGAGUGCGCCUGCGGCAAAUGGUACUGCUAAUGGCACUGCGAGUGAGAAUGGGUCGCUCACUCAGCGCAAGGAGAUCAAGUCUGGCCGUGCUUGGGAUGACAGCAGUGAGUGGGAGCAAUUACAUAACGAGCUUCGCAAAGGGAAGGAAAUGGUUCAGCCGUUUGUGGACCAGGAGGAGAAGCUGUUGGAUGAUUACAUGGAGAAGAUGAAACUCCCUGCGUUUGCAUAGACUGUGAUCAACGGUCGAGAUACAGUGAGCGUUGAAUUUAUGUUCCUUGGGACAGGAUGUUAUAGAUUGUGUACCAUAUUUUGCAUAGAUAUAGAUCUCCUUUGACGAGUCUAAUGGUUAAACUUGAUUACAAU
Messenger RNA from Aspergillus novofumigatus IBT 16806, 1152 nucleotides. RefSeq names its product acyl-CoA thioesterase. Lineage: Eukaryota; Fungi; Ascomycota; Eurotiomycetes; Eurotiales; Aspergillaceae. The record is from RefSeq and is a predicted model, not a curated record. Bases 128 to 1018 code for a protein of 296 amino acids. The transcript is spliced from 2 exons.